Messenger RNA from Abrus precatorius (Indian licorice), 2250 nucleotides. RefSeq lists its product as uncharacterized. The transcript is spliced from 6 exons. Bases 885 to 1829 code for a protein of 314 amino acids. NCBI's taxonomy places the organism in Eukaryota, Viridiplantae, Streptophyta, Magnoliopsida, Fabales, Fabaceae. The record is from RefSeq and is a predicted model, not a curated record.
AUCUCAUAAAUGAUAUAAAUUUUGUAUUCUGAUGCUUUAAUUAUUGCUGUGUAUCCAAUCCAUAAGCUCCAUCUAUCAAUCUAUCUCCUCUGCGCCACUCAGUUAUCACUUCAUCAGAUUUCGCAGCUUCUGGAAACCAUUGAGUUCUUCUUUUGUUCUGUUUGGAUAUUUCUGAUACAUUCACUUUCUGACCUUGUCCCACCCUCAUUUGUUUUGUUCAGUUUUUGUGCCACUUUCCCGGUAAAGUUUGUUGCUUUUUCAGUUCAGCACCAACUCCUUUUAAUCAUUCAAACCCAGAGGAAAAUUUUCAUUCUCCCUUCUUUUCUCUUGUUUUGUAACGUGACUAUGUGGCCUUGUUUGGCUGGUUUGAUUUAAUCUCAAGAUUUAAGGUUGAAGGGUGUUUCUUAAACGUUGAACAAAGGAGACUUGGCUUGAGUUUUCUUCAAGGCUUAGUUUAAUAGCGAUUGAAAGAGAGAGAGAAAAAGGUGUGGCAUUGUUUGCCUAAGAAUCUCUGAAGGUGUUGAAAUUACAACAUUGUUGGCAAAGAGGUUGAAAAAAAGAGAGAGAUUACGGAGAGAAAAAAGGAAAAAAAGACAUGGAAAGAUAAAUAAAGAGGUGGAUUGAGAUUUUGCGGGAAAUUCGGGGUCUGAACGUCAAAAAAUAGAAGUCCUUCAUUGUGGAGAUUAUUUGCAUUUUCUUUCUCUUUCACAAAAAUUGCAAUCCCCACAAUAUCUCUCUUUCCUCUUGUUUUUGUUUUCUUCCUCAUCUUUGUCGUUCCCUCUGAUUUCAGGGUUGGGAGAGAAGCUGACAACUCCAUCUUCCCUCCCUUCUCUCUCUCUCUCUCUUUCUCUCUAUCUCUCUCUCUUUCUCUCUCUCCCAACAUCAUGAUUUUUAAUAAAGGGUCAAUGCAUUCUAACCUUGACUGUUUCGUACGGAGUACCACACCUGUGGUUCAAUCUCAGUUUCUUCCUAAGUCCGAGAUUAAAAACCUGAACCGUUUGUGGCAUCCGUGGGAAAGAGAAACAGUGGAAUAUUUCACCUUGGGUGAUCUAUGGAAUUGCUAUGAUGAAUGGAGUGCUUAUGGAGCAGGAGUUCCCAUCUCCUUGACCAGUGGGGAGACACUUGUGCAGUACUAUGUGCCCUAUCUCUCCGCAAUUCAGAUAUUCACCAGCAAUAGUUUCAGGGAAGAGACUGAGUCUGGUGACUGUGAGACAAGGGAUUCCUAUAGUGAUUCUUUCAGUGAUGAGAGUGAGUGUGAUAAGUUAUGGAGGUGGGAUGGAACUUCCUCAGAAGAAGGAGGGUCUGAGCAAGACUGUCUCUGGCAUUUGAAUGAUAGAUUGGGUCACCUCUAUUGCCAGUAUUUUGAAAGAGCAACUCCAUAUGGAAGAGUUCCUCUCAUGGAUAAGGUUACUGGUUUAGCUCAAAGAUACCCAGGGUUGAUGUCAUUAAGAAGCGUAGAUCUUUCACCAGCAAGUUGGAUGGCCGUUGCGUGGUACCCUAUAUAUCAUAUCCCAAUGGGAAGAACAAUUAAAGACCUUUCCACAUGUUUCCUCACUUACCACACGCUUUCAUCUUCAUUUCAAGGCAUGGAUCUUGACGAUGAUAUUGAGGGUGGCCACGAGAAGAAAAAGCAAGGAGAAGGCAUUUCCCUGCCAGCAUUUGGUUUGGCAACUUACAAGAUGCAAGGAGGGAAUGUGUGGGUUGCAGGCAAUUGUGGUCGGGACCAAGAAAGGCUUUUGUCACUAUUAAGUGUGGCAGAUUCAUGGUUGAAGCAACUUAGGGUCCAACAUCAUGACUUUAAUUACUUCACGGGCAUUAGGCAUGGCUAAAAGGAUCAAUCCACUACUCUACAAAGAGUUCGCACUUGCAUAGCUAAAAAUCCUCCUUUUCUCGGAUGUUUGGUUUUUAUGCACUUUCUUGGACCAUUAAUUGCACUUUUUUUUUACCUUCCUUGAGUGAGUGUGAGGAAUGAGGAUAUGUACGUUGUUGUUGAUAUUUAACACUUGAGAGAGUUUUAGGACCAACGCUUUUAGAUUCGAAGCAAAAAGGGUGACUUGUGAAUUGACUUGAAGAGGUAAUUGUAUGUAAAGAGAUAGGUGAGGGAGGUCAGAGAGACAGAGGUGAGACUAUAUAGUGUGUCACUUGCCAUUGAUCAUAAUGGUUAAUUAAUUGAUGGGAUGAAUGAUGUGGAAGUAGAUUGCACAUUUUUCUCAAAUUUUCUUUGCGUGUUAUCUUACCAAUUCCCACCGG